GCGGCAGCGGGCGCUGCCAUCGAGGGCUCGGACACGGAGGUCGAGUCCUGCACCAACCCAGGGAAGGGCAUCGACACAUUGGUGCAGGACGCCAUGCAGGACGCCCGCGAGCGCAGCAUGACUGAGCAAGAGUUUCAGGACGAGUUCGACCGCGUGAACUUAGACCAGACGCUGCCGUAUGAGGAGGGCGCGGCUGCAGCAGUGAGCCACCUGCGCGCCAAGGCGUCGCCACCCGAGGAGCGGCAGCCAGCCGAGGGGCAGCGCGCAGAGAAGCAGCCCGCCGAGGAGCAGCGCGCAGAGAAGCAGCCAGCCGAGGAGCAGCGCGCAGAGAUGCAGCCAGCCGAGGAGCAGCGCGCAGAGAUGCAGCCAGCCGCGGAGCGGCGCGCAGCGAAGAUGCAGCCAGCCGAGGAGCAGCGCGCAGCGAAGAUGCAGCCAGCCGAGGAGCGGCGCGCAGCGAAGAUGCAGCCAGCCGAGGAGCCGAGGAGCAGCUUGCCGCCCCCGGCCGCCCCGAGUCCUGCGACGCCCCCUGGCCCGCCUCCGCCCACGCCCUCGGUGGGGCAGAUCGAUUCGGACGAGGACAGGUCAGCGAGCUGGGUGCCAGCGCCAGAGACGCCGCAGCUGGCGGACACGCCAUCGUACAAUCCAGCGGACUCGGGCUCGCAGCUGCCGCUCGGGCUCUCGCAUCAGACUUCGGACGAGCAGGAGAGGCCAGUGCUGCCAUCCUUCAAGCGGUCGCUGACAGACGAUGUGCAAGUGGAGACCAAGAAGUCCAAAAGGUGGCAGAGUAAUCGCCUCGUGAGCCCGCCACGCGUGGAGGAGCGCGUGCCAGCGCAUCCGCGCUCGCAGCGGCCGCUCACGGCACCGCCGCAGCUGGUGGGCCAGCGCCUGCAGCAGCCAAUCGAGAGCAGCCACAUCAACAAGCAGCAGGCGAUGACAGCGCCGAGCAUCGACCAGAUGGCGCGGGCACCUCUCGAUGGCAACUGCGGCAUCAGCAAGGAGCAGCUGGUGGAGAAGCUCAAGCAGGAGUUCGACGAGCUGGUCGCAUCCGACACGGGCGCGGACUUGGACGAGAUGGGCAAGACUUUCCAGGGCUUCUACAAGGGCUCCUUGAUCGUUCAGCUGAGCGCGAUGCGCCCUGAGACCGCGGAGAAGCCUCUGGAUGACGACUUCGGCGCCGACCCGAAGGAGUCGGCUCUUGACAGGGAGGAGCGCCUCAUGUGGGAGUCCUUGGAGGAGAAGGCGUUCAAGUUCAGCACGGAGAAGAAGAAGGGCAACGCGAUCGCGGGCAGAUGGGCCAGAGUGAUGGAGACAUCGAACGAAUGGUCUGAGAAGUACCUGGCGGCGGAGGGCUACCCAGCCAAGAAGGCGGUCCGCGAGGAGUGGGCGAAGUGGUCGUUCCACAGGUGGCAGAAGAAGCGGGAGUUCAGCAAGACGCAGACGAACAUCAAGAAGCAGACGAUGAAGGGCGUCUACAUGCCGCUGGCCAGGCUGGCGUGGAAGUUUGGCGGGGGGUCCACUGGUGCCAAGCUGGCAUACACAUAUGCUGGGAAGGCAGUGCUAAUUGGGUGCAUCUUCACGAAGUGGUGCAACAUGACGGGCUGCCUUUUCCACCUCUACGUGGGGCACUCGUUGGAGGACACGUGGCAGCAGAGCUGGACCAGCCACGAGGUCUGGAUGGAGUCGGGCUGCGUCGGCGGCCAGCCACCUCCUGGCGCCGAUGGCGUGGCCAGCGCGCCAUGCACUCCGCUGCCGCGCCCUGGUGCCGAGGCGUCCAGCGAGGAGAAGCAGGCAGCCGCAGCAGCGACGGGCGGCCCUGGGAACGAGGCCACCAGCGGCAAAGGAGGCGACGGCGAGGGCAACGGCAACAAGAAGAAGCUCGCCGUGAAGGCGCCCGAGUGGAUGAAGGACUUCCGCAAGCUGCGCACAAUGUUCGCGCAGUACACAUCCCAGGUGUCCACAUUGGAGGCGCUGAUCAAAGCGGACGCAGCUGAGGGCACGAACGAGUGGAAGUUCGCAGCAGGGAAGGAGACCAGGGGCGAGCUGGACAAUGCUAUCAAGCAGGCCCCCAAGACGCACAAAGAAGAUAUGACGCCCACCAGGAAGCCCCCACGCCCUUCGAGCAUGGGCGCGCGUUCGACUCGGCGCUGGAUGCGCGCCGCGCCGAACGCGCACGCUGGACGGGGCUUGGUCGCGCCCAUGGUCGCGUCCAUGGUCGCGUCCAUGGACGCGACCAUGGACGCGUCCAACAUGGCGCAGAAGCGCUCGCGGUGCAAGGGGUCCGAUGAGCUGGAGGCCGCGCUGAUCAAUCACUUCAAGGAGGCGGAUGAGCUGGACUACCCGCAUGGGCUCGCAGACGACUGCGACCCUGACGUGUUGAGCGAGUGGGAGGACAUGCUCUUGGACGUCCGCAGAGCCAUGCACCCUCACAUGGCCAUAUCGCAGUCGAAGGCCAUCCAACUCUUCGAGAAGGUCCUCGAGGAGAACGGUGCUGCGUGGGCCCUCGGUGACGAAGAGAAGGACUGGACGACGUCCAUGGCGAAGAUGCUUCGCGCCAUGUUGAGGCACGUCCAACAAGCGGUGCUGAAGAACAUGAAGCGCGAGGGGCGCUAUCCCGACUCCUGCGCGCGGGUGCAGCCCUUCGUUGAGCAGAUGAAGAAGCUCGACGCGGCGAAGGACGCACCAGCCGCCCAUUUGCGUGGGCGAUAG
Messenger RNA from Prorocentrum cordatum, 2706 nucleotides. NCBI's taxonomy places the organism in Eukaryota, Dinophyceae, Prorocentrales, Prorocentraceae. The record is from the annotation of a GenBank genome assembly.